Messenger RNA from Artibeus jamaicensis (Jamaican fruit-eating bat), 3557 nucleotides. It is a transcript of the gene TXNDC16, whose product is annotated as thioredoxin domain containing 16. The coding region runs from base 221 to 2677 and encodes 818 amino acids. The transcript has 20 exons. NCBI's taxonomy places the organism in Eukaryota, Metazoa, Chordata, Mammalia, Chiroptera, Phyllostomidae. The record is from RefSeq and is a predicted model, not a curated record.
UUCUACACAGUGGUGGCAGCCGGAGGCAGUUUUUUUAGCGGCUAGGCUUAGAUGUUCGCCGGUGCGGGGCGAGCGGGUUGUGUGGAGCGAGGACCCGCCUUGAGUCUCUCCUUCACGUGGCGGGACCUGUCGGAAGCGCUGAAGCAGGUAUUGUCUGAGGCAACAGAGCACAACAGUGAACAAACGGACAAAAUCUCCUGCUUAUAUACGACUACAGCUGAUGAUGUCUUUCAGUUUCAAUGUACUUAGAAUUGGCAUCUCUUUUGUCAUCAUGUGUAUUGUUUAUAAGGCAGCAGUCAACUCUCUACCAGAACUGAGUCCUCAGCAAUAUUUCAGUACCUUGCAAGCAGGAAAAGCCUCCUUAGCUUAUUUUUAUCAAGCUGAUUCUUCAGGUACUUCUAUAUUUCUUGAAGAACUGAGUAAGGCUGUUAAACCUCUCCAAGACUAUGGAAUUUCUGUUGCAAAGGUCAAUUGUAUCAAAGAAGAAAUAUCAAGAUACUGUGGAAAAGAAAAGGAUUUGAUGAAAGCAUAUUUAUUCAGGGGCAACAUACUACUCAGAGAAUUCCCUACUGAUACCUUGUUUGAUGUGAAUGCCAUCAUUGCUCAUGUUCUCUUUGCCCUACUUUUUAAUGAAGUAAAAUAUAUUACCACCCUGGAAAACCUUCAGAAUAUAGAAAAUGCUCUGAAAGGAAAAGCAAACAUUGUAUUUUCAUAUGUAAGAGCCAUUGGAACACCAGAGCACAGGGCAGUCAUGGAAGCUGCUUUUGUGUAUGGGAACACAUACCAAUUUGUCCUAACCACAGAAAUUGCCCUUUUGGAAAGUAUUGGAUUGGAGGAUAUACAAUAUGCACAUCUCUACUUUUUUCAUUGUAAACCAGUCUUGGACUUGACCCAGCAAUGUAGAAGAACACUAAUGGGGCAGCCAUUGACUACCCUGAACAUUUAUCGAUUUAUUAAGUCAGUGGAAGCACCACUUCUGACUGAAGUUGCCGAAGAUCCUCAACGAGUUUCAACUGUUCAUCUACAGCUAGGAUUACCACUGGUUUUUAUUGUCAGUCAACAAGCUACCUAUGAAGCUGAUAGAAGAACCGCAGAAUGGGUGGCUUGGCGUCUUCUGGGAAAAGCAGGAGUUCUGCUCUUGUUAAGGGACUCUUUGGAAGUGGACAUUCCUCAGCAAGCUAAUGUGGUCCUCAAAAGAGAAGAGGGAAUGCCAGUGGAAUUUUUGGUGUUACAUGAUGUUGAUUUAGUAAUAUCUCAUGUAGAAAAUAAUAUGGACAUUGAGGAAACAGGAGAAGAUGAAGAUGAUGACGUGGAAGGUCCAGAUAUGGGAAUUCAAGAUGAUGAAGUGGCAGAAAGUGUUUCCAGAGAUAGGAAGAGACAGUUACCUUUGGAACUCAUAUUGGAACUAACAGAAGAAACAUUUAAUGCAACAGUAAUGGCUUCUGACAGCAUAGUGCUUUUCUAUGCUGGUUGGCAGGCAGUAUCAAUGGCAUUUCUGCAUUCCUACACUGAUUUGGCAGUAAAAUUGAAAGGUGCAUCCCCUAUGCUGCUUACUAGAAUAAACUGUGCAGAUUGGCCUGAUAUAUGUAAUAAGCAAAAUGUGACUGAAUUUCCUGUUGUAAAGAUGUAUAAGGAAGGUGAAAACCCAGUAUCUUAUGGUGGUAUGUUAGGAACUGAAGAGCUCCUAAAAUUUAUCCAGCUCAACAGGAUUUCAUGUCCAGUGAACAUAACCUCUGUGCGAGAAGCAGAAGAAUAUUUAAGUGGCGGGUUAUAUGAAGACCUGAUUCUCUAUUCUAGUGUGUCGGCACUGGGACUGUUCAGUCCAACCAUGACAACAGCAAAAGAACAUUUCACUGAAGCAGGAAAAUUGCUUAAAGGAUAUGUUACCACUGGAAUUUAUUCUGAAGAAGAUGUUUCGAUACUGUCAAAUAAAUAUACUGCAACUCUUCCAGCCCUGCUGCUUGCCAGACAUAAAGAAGGCAAAGUAGAGAGCAUUCCAUUAGCUAACAUCCACACGCAAGAAAUGGCUCAGAUAAUAACAAAUGCAUUACUGGAAACAUUUCCAGAAAUCACUGUGGAAAACCUUCCCACUUACUUUAGGCUUCAGAAACCAUUACUUAUUUUAUUCAGUGAUGGCAGUGUAAACCCUCUGUAUCCAAGAGCAGUAUUGGCAGUGGUGAAAGAGAAACACCUGGAUUCAGUUAUCCCUUGCUGGUUAAAUCUAAGGAACACUCCUGUGGGGAGAAGAAUCUUGCAGGCCUAUUUUGAUGUUUUACCUCCCCUUCCUCUUCUUAUUGUGGUGAAUCUGCAUUCAGGUGGCCAAGUAUUUGCAUUUCCUUCAGACCAGGCUAUAACUGAACAGAACCUUUCAUUGUGGCUUAAGAAAUUAGAAGCAGGACUAGAACAUCCUAUCACAAUUUUACCUGCUCAGGAGUGGAAGCCUCCUCUUCCUGCUUACAAUUUUCUGCGUAUGAUGGAUGCUGCAGUGUCUCAACAUCCCACUGGGAAAGAUCCCGAGUGGAUGAAAGAAAGUGGUAUUCAGGAGAAUAAUAAGGAACAACAUGAAGAUAAAUCAGCAGUAAGGAAAGAACCAAUUAAAAUGAGAAUAAAGGACUGGGAGAGGAGUAAUGUAUUUAAAGCAGAAAAGUCAUUUAGGCAUGAUAAUAAAGAGUUAUGAUGCUCAGAUGUGAGCUAAUUUAAUAAGGCUGUGGAAAGCUUUCCAAAGUCUUCUUGUCUUGAUAGACUUAAGAAUUUUUUUCAUUAAAAAUACUAAAUUAUUUCAAGCUUCUAAACAAGUACUUUUCAACAGAAAUAUAAUGUGAGCCAUAUAUGUAAUUUAGAAUUUUCUAGUAGCCACAGGUGAAAUUAAUUUUAAUAAUAUAUUUCACAAAGUAUACCCAAAAUAGUUCAGUUUACAUAAAAAUGAGAUAUUUUUUAUUUUUUUCAUAUCAAGUGCAUAUUUUAUACUUACUGCACAUCUCACUUUGGAGUAGCCACAUUUCAAGUGCUCGGCAGCAACAUGUGGCUGGUAACUACUGUAUUGGACAGCUCAGCUCUGGACAAAAACUGGUAUAAUUAAUUUACUUUAGUUCCAGCCUGUUACAUUUUGAACUAAAAUAUAAAUGUAACUCUAGUUUAAUCACAGAUGACUCCACAAUGGAAUCGUAUAGCUGGCAGUUGUAUUUGUUUGCUAUCAAGAUGUUAAAAUUAGUGUUUCUUAACCAGGGAGCAAUUUUGCCCCCUAGGGGAUUUUUGACAACAUCAAGAGACAUUUUUGAUUAGGGGUAUUACCAACAUCUAGUGAGUAGAGGCCAGGGAUGCUGCUAAACACCCUGUAACACAUUGGACAGCCUCCCACAACAAGGGAUUAUCCUGUCCAUGUGUCAGUAAUGCCAAGGUUGAGUAACCCUGUGAUAAACUAACCAGUGGCAGAGUGGGCUGCUUGAAAUUUCUGGUACUCAGUGUUUCAAAAAAUCUUGGAUAUUAAAUAUUGGGUGGUCUCAUCUUGAUUAUUAUCUGGACACAACCUUUUGUUAUAAGUUCUUUCUAUAACAUUU